Molecule: messenger RNA, 786 nt
Organism: Cucurbita maxima (winter squash)
Lineage: Eukaryota; Viridiplantae; Streptophyta; Magnoliopsida; Cucurbitales; Cucurbitaceae
Exons: 4
Coding region: 157-642 (161 amino acids)
Source: RefSeq, a predicted model, not a curated record
GAUCCCUUUUGGCAAGCAAAGAACCUGACAUCCUCCCUUAAAAAUGCUUUCAACGAAACCCCAACUCUCCAUAGGAUGAACUCUCAAGUUUAAAGCCAUAAACAAAACUCUUUCAUCUCAAAACCCUUCUUUCUUCAAUACAACCCAUUUCAAGAUAUGGAGGCCAUUGCUGCGUCAAUUUCGUUCUUCAAUUUCUGCAUUAGCGUCAUCAUUUUCGGGAUCGGUGGCUGGGUGAUGAAUCACUCAAUUGAUAAUGGAUUUGUUAUUGGUGCUGAGUUUGAAGUUCCUGUAUAUUUUUCUCCAAUUUUCUUCCAAAUUGGGAACACUGCCACUGGGUUCUUCGUUGUUUUUGCUUUGAUUGCUGCUGUUGCUACUGUUGCAUCUGUCAUCUCUGGAAGCUUCUACUUUCGUUUUUCCAACCCUAACAACUUGCCCCCCGCUGCUUCAUCAGCUCUCAUCGCUUGCUUCCUAACUUUUCUUGCCAUGGGAUUUGCUUGGAAAGAGAUCUCCCAAACUGUCACCAGUGAGCAUCUGAUGGCAUUGGAGGCUUUCCUGAUUAUCCUUUCAGUUACGCAGUUUAUUUACACUGCAAUCAUUGUGUGGACCUCAACCAGCUACUCGACUCGAAAUAACGUUCACUGAACGCUUAGUUAGUGGGGUUUGCUUUCAAAUUUUCUUUCCUUUCCAUUCUUUAUUUUUCUCUACUUCAGUUCUAUAUGUAAAUGGGGAGAAACUCAGUAGGUGUGCAAAAAAAGAAUAAAAUUUCAAUGACUUUGAUUUGCUUCA